AGCAAGGGAAACAUGACGCUGUCUAGAAUCUCUUGGAGCACUGUGUAAUUUGUCAGCUGGUUCUCCGGGCAUUGUCAUGUUCUGGUGAAUUACUUGCUUGAUGCUGAAAUAGAAGUGCCUUGAUAUUAAUCAGGUAUGAAGGAUGUUGUCUGUACAUAAACCAAGGCAAUCGUCCUUGAAUCAACACUUGAAACUUGACAUCAGCAUCAGAACAUCAACACAUUAUCUACCAUCUCUUCAAAGACACAAAUAUCAGAUCAAGACCAAAAUCUUUAUUGAUCAUGAGAGAAGCAAUCUUUGACGGCAAUCUCGAGGUUCAGAUCCACGAUAUUCCGAUACCAACCCCAGGGCCCGGACAGAUCUUGAUCAAAACCGUCGUCUCUGGGACCAAUCCCAAAGACUGGAAAGUCCCAAAGAUUUGGGCUUCGAACCUUCCACCUCUCAACCAUGGAGAUGACAUUGCAGGAUUUGUUCAAGGUGUUGGUGAAGGUGUCCUCGGCUUCAAGGAGGGAGACCGGGUUGCGGCCUUCCACGAAAUGAACACCCCACAUGGAAGUUACGCUGAAUACUCCAUCGCUUGGGCUCAGUCGACCUUUCUGAUUCCCGAAAGGACCAGUUUUGAGGAGGCGGCCACAAUCCCACUUACUGCUAUGACCGCUGCUCUUGCUUUGUACCAAAAGCUCGAUCUGCCGCUUCCUUGGAAUCCAGCCAAGAUAAGUUUGCCUCUUCUCGUCAACGGUGGUGCUACAGCUGUUGGUGCCUUUGCCAUCAAGCUCGCGACCCUCUCCAACAUUCAUCCCAUCAUCGCCGUCGCCGGAAGUGGUAGCCCUUACGUGGAAACCUUGGUCAACAAGGAGAAGGGAGAUGUCGUCAUUGACUAUCGAAAGGGAGAACACCACGUUCUCGAGCAAAUAUGUCUUGCAGCCGGGGGGCAGCCCAUCAUCAAUGCUCUAGAUGGCGUGUCCGAAGAGCAGACUGUCCGGAUCGUUGCAAAGGCCCUUGCCCCAGGCGGCAAGAUCUCAGUCUUUCUACAGACCUCCCCCAGCGAUAUCAAGGCCGAGAUCUUGUACACCAUGGUGGGCACUGUUCAUGCCUCGAAUGAGACUCCAGGUUCUCCCUUAGGCGACAAGGAGUUCGGGUCCGUGUUCUAUCGCUUCUUCGGGCUGGGAUUGAAAGAAGGCUGGUUCAAUGGUCAUCCUUAUGAGGUUCUCCCCGAAGGCCUUGCCUCUUUGGAGAAAGCACUGAAAGACCUAGAAGCCGGCAAAGUCUCUGCUAGGAAGUACCUUCUUCGCAUCGAGGACACUAAGUGAAUCCACGUUGAAGUGAUUAUAGCCCAUGUCAGGGCAGUGGGUGACCACGGCAAAACAAGGUCGAGAAGGUGAUUGAGCAGGGUUGUUAAUUAUGUAGACUUGGUGAUCUAAAAUGCAAACACCGUCUUUCUGUCA
Messenger RNA from Colletotrichum acutatum, 1445 nucleotides. RefSeq names its product putative quinone oxidoreductase. The record is from RefSeq and is a predicted model, not a curated record. Gene Ontology annotation, molecular function: oxidoreductase activity, acting on NAD(P)H. Bases 282 to 1310 code for a protein of 342 amino acids. The transcript has 2 exons. NCBI's taxonomy places the organism in Eukaryota, Fungi, Ascomycota, Sordariomycetes, Glomerellales, Glomerellaceae.